Messenger RNA from Sphaerodactylus townsendi, 3828 nucleotides. RefSeq names its product MAF bZIP transcription factor F (gene MAFF). The transcript is spliced from 4 exons. The coding region runs from base 519 to 968 and encodes 149 amino acids. Gene Ontology annotation, biological process: regulation of transcription by RNA polymerase II; regulation of epidermal cell differentiation. The record is from RefSeq and is a predicted model, not a curated record. Lineage: Eukaryota; Metazoa; Chordata; Lepidosauria; Squamata; Sphaerodactylidae. Gene Ontology annotation, cellular component: nucleus. Gene Ontology annotation, molecular function: RNA polymerase II cis-regulatory region sequence-specific DNA binding; DNA-binding transcription factor activity, RNA polymerase II-specific.
CUCCUUUCACCUCUUUCUACUUAUGCCCUUCACUAAGAUGGGGAGGGAAGGGAAAGAAUGAUGUCAUCGCAUGACUGUGUUUUUAUGAAUGAAAAGAAUCCUGUGAGUGAGUAAUUCCAGGAAACUCAGAUUACAACUCAGCAGCUCACCGCGCAGAGCUCAGCUCAGCCCUUCUCCUCGGGGAAAAACAACAACCUUCCUUGCAGAAGCAAAGAAGGCGAUCCGAAAGCAGAAUAAACCAGAGGCAAGAGGAGGGGGGUUCCGAAGGCGGCAGGAAGGCAGGCGCAGGGCAGCAAACAAAGGCGGAUUUCUGCGAACACACACCACACCAUGAUACUGCUCUUAUUGUUGCUCUGAAGACCAGCUAUUGGUGUUUGUUUACCAUCACAUGAAUAAGGCAGGAAAGAGCAGGAGCAAGAAAGAGAACCAAAAGACUAGACCUUGAUCUUCACAGCAUUGGAAGGAUGCUCUUCUAAUCAAAGGGGCCUUCCUGGGGGAAGAGCGGAGUGCCAGGGAAAAUGUCAGCUGACAGCUUGUCAAGCAAAGCCCUAAAGAUCAAGCGGGAGAUGGGUGAGAACACGCCACACCUAUCAGAUGAGGAGUUAAUGGGGUUGUCAGUGCGGGAACUCAACCACCAUCUGCGAGGCCUCUCCAAGGAGGAGGUGGCGCGGUUGAAACAACGCCGGCGCACACUGAAGAACCGUGGCUAUGCAGCCAGCUGCCGGGUCAAACGUGUUUGUCAAAAGGAAGAGCUGCAGAAGCAGAAGACAGAGUUGGAAAGGGAGGUGGAUAAGCUGGCUCGUGAGAAUGCUGCCAUGCGUCUUGAGCUCGACGCCCUGCGUAGCAAGUAUGAGGCGCUCCAAGGCUUUGCCCGUACAGUCACCGCUCAUGGUACUACUGCCAAGGUGGCCACAGCCAGCGUCAUUACCAUCGUCAAAUCUGGCUCCAACCAGGCAUCAUACUCCUAGUGCCUAGAGUUGUGAACUGAGUCCUGUUGCCAUUCCUCUGCCCAGCUCUCACCUAGAACGGCUGUAGCUGCACUGGCCCUUUCUCCUCCUCCUACUAUUCUUCCACCAUCUUAAGGAGACAGGAUAGACUUGAAGACAAAAAUGGCUGAACAUUGAACUUCCUUCUCUGUCACCGUCUUCAUUGGGUGAGGGUGGGAAGGCUGUGUCUGACUCAUUAUACUUUGCUGUAAAUGUCAUCCCUGAAUUGGAAUGCAGUGGCCAGUGAUCCCUUUUCCCUUCCUUAUGCGCUAAGUUGGUCUUUCCCCUCUAAGUUAGUGUAAUGAGUUGGAGAUGCUUUUCUGUGCUAGCCAGGAAUACAGCUACAGAGACUCUUCGGUUGUGUAGGAAGCAAAAAGAUUCCGAAGCUGAGGCUAUGUUGAAGCUAAGGAGAACGGAGAGGAAGGGUAGGACAUAGUAAAAGUCUAUGUUGCUAGUAAGAACCAAGGAUGCUGAAGUAAUCUAGGAAAUCACAAGAAGCAGUUACCUUCCAGAUCUCUUGACAGUACAGGUUGCCCUUGGCCUUUCUGUAGGAAUUGGCAUUCAUCCCAAUUUUAUGCUGUAAAUGAGCAGUCCUAAGAUGUGAAACCCCAUGUAAUGAGAGCAUUACAAGAACAACCCCAGUGAGAGUUUUUUAGUGAGCAAGCAAUACAGAAAAAAGGACUUUAGUUGAAGCAAGGAAAAGAAGGAAAAUUAUUGUUGGGUGAUAAUGAGAGCAAUGAGAGGGAAGAGAUCGCAAGGACCUCGUCGAAGCAAAGUUGCUGGCAUCCCAUCCUGAAAUGAUACUGUCUCCAGUUGUGAAUGCAUGUAAACAUUGGUUCAUGUAUGCUUUAUAUUUAACAGUGCUGUUGGGUUGAGGAUGCAAACUGUCUGUCAUGGAAUAGAAGCAACUUCAUGUAUGGCGAUGGUAAGGUGAGGAAGUAAAGAUGGGGUUGAGAUGAGCAGGACAGAGAAGGAUGAAGCAUGUGAAAUGGUUGGGUAGGUAAGUGGCAGUCGGAAGCCUUUUUGUGCUGGCGCAAGCAAUUAAUUUUGCCUGACUUGGCAGCUUGUGUGCUGGGCAGAGUGUAAUGGGUGUCAUAACUGGGGAACAAACGAGGGGUUUAAUUCAUCCAUUCCCUAAGAAAGCCUGCUGGGCCGGUAUCUUACUAUGUAUCAACUUAUUUUGGAGAGAAUUAUCUAUAUUUUCUUUCCCUCAUUUAAUUUUUCACUGGUUGGGAACAUAAGAAAUCAAGAAAGAAUGCCUUGCUGAUAUUGGGAAGAUAAUACACGCAGUGUUCUAGCAGAUUUUAACUGCAGUACAGAAUAAAUGUCUAUUCCUUGCUCUUUGUUUUCACUGAGGGCAGCAAGCUAGUUUGCGGCCAGCUCUUACACCAACCAAAACUGAAGGCUCUUAAAAGAGGGGGAAGGUCACUUUCUUGCCCCAAAGACAAUAAAGCCCAGCCAGAAAAACGGAUGGAGAGUGUGUGUUAUGCAUGGGCAGAGCUGACACUGCUGCUGAAACGUCUUGUGUUUUGUCCCACUGUAUUUUUCUCUUCAUCUGUUGGAUCCUGCUGCAUUACUAAAGCAAAAGAAUUGAGGAAAGUCCUUGCUGAAUACUCAGAAUCUGAGUGUGGGUUUUUCCCCAUCUUCUCAAGAAGAUAUAGGGGAAAAUGUAUUGUCAAAGGCUUUCACAGCCAGAAUCACUUGGCUGUUGAUUCUGUGACAUGCCUCUUAAUCUUUGCCAUGACAUAGCUCUGAAAAUGCUAGCCAUAGAUGCAGGCAAAACAUUAGGAGCAAAAACUACCAGACCAUGGCCACAUAGCCUGGAAAACCCACAACAGCCACAUAUAGGGAAACUUGCUUGGAUUUCCAAGAACACUGUUGUUGUUCUGCUACGAAAGAGUAGCAGGGUACAGGCCUAAUUUAGGUUCAGCUUAAAUGGGAUACUGGGUGUGGGUUUAUUUCUUGAAACCAUUCAAGGUUCUAUGGGGCUGCUGUUGCUCUUAACAAACAGGUUGCCUCUCACAUUAUGGGGCUGCAGUCUGGUUUAAACAUGUCACCAAUGUAUAGGGCUACACUGGCUACGCAGCCAUAGCCCCUCUGCUAUCAUGUUUAAAUUGACCUGAGGACAUUGACUCAAACAGGGAGCAAAGCUGUGGAUGGAACCGAGUCUGUACCCAGGAGAGGCUGCCAGGUCAACCUUUCUGAUUUUUUAAAAAGUAGGCAAGCUAAGAAGGCAGGGAUGGCUUGAAUGCAAGUGCUCCUUCCUAAAUAACAGAAAGGGCAUUAGAUAGAGGACUCAUAAAGGCACCUUCCACUCUUAGCAUAUAAAUAUAACAUAGGCACCUGUGAGUGUUUGUGGACAGUCACUUCUAAGCAUUGUACCAUUGUGGCUUAUUUAAAUAGCAAACAGUUACCCUUUUAAUUCUUUAGACAUAUGGGUGGGUUCACCCAUCCUGCAGCUUACGACGACCUACACCCCCAUGAAGGAAUCAACUUCCAAGCCAGUGUUGUGCAUCAUCCCCCUACUUUGAUGAUCCUUAUUUGGGGGGGGGGUGUUCCUUGUUUAGCAUUUCUUCCCUUCCUCAUUUCCCACCCUGUGAUUUAUUUAUUGCACGAAUAUAAGUUAUUUUCACGUCCUUUAUGCCAUUCCACCUUGUGGCACGGCCAGGAUGUUGGUACAGAGCCGUACUUUAUGUUUUAUAUAUACAAAUCACAUUUUAUCUUCUAUAGAGCAAGAAAAAAAGUACUUAUUUAUUUUCUGACUUACAGUAAGUGUCCUGCCAGACUCCUCUGUAUUUUGUAGACUUUACAAAUAAAGCCAUUUUUUUUUCAAAACAGAAAA